Messenger RNA from Coccinella septempunctata (seven-spotted ladybird), 573 nucleotides. RefSeq names its product histone H1B-like. The transcript has a single exon. The record is from RefSeq and is a predicted model, not a curated record. Gene Ontology annotation, cellular component: nucleus; nucleosome. Gene Ontology annotation, molecular function: structural constituent of chromatin; double-stranded DNA binding; nucleosomal DNA binding. Gene Ontology annotation, biological process: chromosome condensation; nucleosome assembly; negative regulation of DNA recombination. Lineage: Eukaryota; Metazoa; Arthropoda; Insecta; Coleoptera; Coccinellidae. The coding region runs from base 38 to 562 and encodes 174 amino acids.
AAAACAUGUCAAACCCAGCCAUCCCCCAACUUCCGAUAUGGUUAACAGUGCCAUCAAAGGAUUGAAAGAAAGGAGCGGAUCCUCGUUGCAUGCUAUCAAGAAAUACAUCGGUUCGAAUUACAAGGUCGAUUCUGAAAAACUUGCACCGUUCAUAAGAAAAUUUCUCAAGUCCGCUGUACAGUCCGGUUCCUUGAUUCAGACCAAAGGAAAAGGAGCGUCUGGUUCUUUCAAAUUGGCCGCUGCCGGAUCUACAACAAAGGCGUCGAAGAAAGUUGCGAAAAAAUUGGUCAAGUCGGCCGAUCGAGCACAUAAGAAUGCAUCACCUACAAAGGCAGCCGACAAGAAGAACAAAUCACUUGCCAGGUCUACAUCUACAGUGAGUAAGUCGAAAAAGAGAGAAGCAAUUGCUACAGAAAAGAAGAAGCCAAAAUUAACGAAAUCUCCCUCGAAAGCUAAGAAGGCAAUCAAAUCGCCGACGAAGAAGCCCAAAGCACCGAAACCAAAAACGGUCAAAUCAGUAACGGCUGCGAAGAAAGUAACGUCUCCCAAAAAGAAAAAGUAAAACAUAUAUAA